Peronospora matthiolae is the source of this 186-nucleotide messenger RNA. The record is from the annotation of a GenBank genome assembly. Lineage: Eukaryota; Oomycota; Peronosporomycetes; Peronosporales; Peronosporaceae.
AUGAACAGUCCACGUGCUGAGUCACCACGUGCGACCGGUACAUCCUCUGCGUCUGCAGCGGGUACUGCGAGUCGUAAUCAAGACGAGUCUGAGAUAGAGCUCAUCUAUUCUGGCGAGUCGGAUGAUGCAUCCGACUCGAAGGCGACGCCUCAAGCCUCACGAUCGCCCGGGGCUGACACUGCAUGA